GCAGUGUAGUUCGCAUUCGUCCAUCGGCAGAGCAUCGUCUGCAAAGUGCCCUCCCAAAAAUAUCUAAGAAGCAGCUGGUGCCUACGAAAACGUUCGAUUAAUUUGCAUUCGAAGCGCAUCGAGCAAAUCUCCAGGAGAAGCAGCAGCAGCCAUGCGAGUGCAGCUAUUCGGUGUCAUCGCCGUGGCCAUCGUGGCCGUUUCGCUGGUCCGCGAUGUUGGAGCGGCCAAGCGCGAGGCGCCGCUGAACAACGCCUACCUGCCCCCCAGUUCGCCGCAGCGACCCGCCUCCAAGUACGGCGCCCCGCCCGCCAGCUCCUACCUGCCACCCGCCUCCGGACCGGCGCCAUCGUUCAACUCCGGUCCGUCGAGCAGCUACGCGGCUCCCUCGCUGAGCGCCUCCUCGGGUGGUCCGUAUCCGGCGCCCGCUCCCCGCCCCUCCAGCUCCUACGGACCGCCUGCCUCGCGGCCCUCGUCCAGCUACGGACCUCCUCCCAGCCGCCCGAGCCAGUCAUACGGACCACCGCCGCAGGCCAAGAAGCCCCACCAUCGCCGUCCGUCCUCCAGCUACGGAGCUCCCAGACCAGCGCCUCCCUCGCAGAGCUACGGUGCCCCGCCCUCCUCCAGCUACGGACCCCCGAAGUCGUCGCCUCCAUCCCAGAGCUACGGAGCUCCAGCUCCUCCCUCCAGCAAGUACGGACCUCCCAAGUCGGCGCCUUCUUCCAGCUACGGAGCUCCUAGGCCAGCUCCUCCUUCCUCCUCGUAUGGAGCGCCCGCACCACCAUCCUCUUCUUAUGGAGCACCUGCCGCACCAUCAUCUUCGUACGGAGCUCCUGCCCCACCAUCGCCGUCUUACAACGCUCCUGCUCCCCCAUCCUCCUCAUAUGGAGCACCUGCUCCUCCAUCCUCCUCUUAUGGAGCACCUGCACCACCAUCCAAGUCAUACGGAGCUCCUGCACCUCCAUCUUCUUCGUAUGGAGCACCUGCCGCGCCCUCAAAAUCCUAUGGAGCACCCUCUUCGUCGUUCGGAGCUCCUUCCGCUCCUUCCUCAUCCUACGGAGCCCCAGCUGCACCAUCGAAAUCCUACGGAGCUCCCGCUCCGCCAUCUUCCUCUUAUGGAGCACCUGCAGCCCCCUCUUCCUCCUACGGACCUCCGAAGUCUGCCCCUCCACCACCACCACCACCGUCUUCCAGCUACGGAGCUCCUCCUCAGGCGCCCACCAACUCCUACUUGCCACCCUCCUCUCGCCCAGCGAAGCCUUCGCCCAACUACGGAGCCCCCAGUGUGAGCAGCUUUGUGCCGUUGGCCUCUGCUCCCUCGACCAACUACGGAGCUCCAUCGAAGACCCAGAGCCUGGGAAGCAGUGGCUACUCAUCCGGACCUUCUUCGUCAUAUGAUGCCCCCGUGGCACCGCCAUCGUCUUCCUAUGGAGCUCCCUCCUCCUCGUUCCAGCCGAUCGCUCCUCCCUCGUCCAGCUAUGGAGCUCCCAGCACCGGAUCGGGAUCGAGCAGUGGAAGCUUCUCGGCAGCUCCUUCGUUUUCGUACAGUGCCCCCAGCAAGGGUUCCAGCGGCGGAUCCUUCCACUCGGCUCCGUCCAGCUCCUACUCUGCUCCAAGCCCAAGUGCCAACAGCGGCGGAUCGUAUCCCUCGGCUCCUUCAUCCUCCUAUUCUGCUCCCAGCUUGAGCUCAUCGAGUGGAGGACCUUACCCCGCUGCUCCUUCGUCGUCCUACUCGGCACCUAGCUCGGGAUCCAACAGUGGAGGACCCUACCCAGCUGCUCCAUCCUCUUCGUACUCCGCUCCCAGUGCGGAUUCCAACAGCGGAGGAUCCUACGCAUCGGCUCCUUCCUCCUCCUACUCGGCACCCAGCUCGGGAUCCAGCAGUGGAGGACCUUACCCCGCAGCUCCCUCAUCCUCGUACUCCGCACCCAGCUCGGGAUCGAGCAGUGGAGGACCCUAUCCCUCGGCUCCCUCCUCUUCGUACUCCGCACCCAGUUCGAGUUCCAACAGUGGAGGACCGUACCCGGCAGCUCCCUCUUCCUCGUACUCCGCACCUAGCUCCAGUUCUAGCUCCGGUGGACCAUAUCCAGCUGCUCCUUCAUCUUCGUACUCGGCACCAAGUUCCAGCUCGAACAGCGGAGGACCCUACCCCUCGGCUCCCUCUUCCUCGUACUCUGCACCCAGCCCAAGUGCCAACAGUGGAGGAUCCUACCCGGCAGCACCAUCUAACUCCUACUCGGCACCCGCUGCUCCUCCCUCUUCAUCGUACGGAGCACCUGCCUCAGGACCCUCCGCCUCAUUCAGUGCUCCCUCCUCCUCCUACGGAGCACCCUCCACCGGAUCUGGAUCCAGCUCGUUCUCGUCCAGCCACUCGUCGUCCUCCUCCUUCAGCUCAUCUUCUUCAAGUGGCUCAUACCCCUCGGCUCCUUCCAGCUCCUAUGGAGCUCCUUCGGCUGGCUCCUCCCUGAACUUCCCCAGCGGCCCCUCCUCCAGCUACAGUGCUCCCCCCGCCGGCGGAUCCUCCAGCUCCGGCCCGUACCCCAGUGCUCCGUCGCAGGACUCCGGCUACGAGUACAACGGACCCAGCCAGGUGCCCGAGACCAUCCAGCAGAGCUACAGUGCCGACGGUGGCUACACCUACCGCAAAAAGUAGGGAGUGAAUGAGCCACUGCAACGCGCAUGCGCCACGUGCCUUCGAAUACUCAAUCUCCACCAUUACAACCACCACAUCAUGUCAUCACCCGUCGCCAUUCACUACUCGCAACUGUAAAUUAUUCCCCCAAAUGACAACCAAUUCGCCCAUUCCUCUUUUCUUCCCUCCCAUGGAAAUCUAGCCGUAAUUCAUUGUACCAUUAGAUGUAAAACACGAAAGCGUUCGUUAAAUAAACAACUUAAACUUGA
Molecule: messenger RNA, 2898 nt
Organism: Drosophila ficusphila
Lineage: Eukaryota; Metazoa; Arthropoda; Insecta; Diptera; Drosophilidae
Gene: Muc91C
Product: extensin
Exons: 3
Coding region: 152-2650 (832 amino acids)
Biological process (GO): positive regulation of transcription by RNA polymerase II
Cellular component (GO): RNA polymerase II transcription regulator complex
Molecular function (GO): transcription coactivator activity
Source: RefSeq, a predicted model, not a curated record